AUGAGAAAUUAUGCAAAAUUUUGCGUGAGAAGUCAAGCUAUUUGUUCAAAAGCGCUAGUAGAUUCCGUCUUUUUGAACAAGAUGAAGAGCCAAAAGAAACUUCUCCAAAAGAAACUUGUCCAAAUUUCAGUACUCAGCCACCCCGAGAUGUUACAAG
This is a messenger RNA of Paramuricea clavata, 157 nucleotides long. The record is from the annotation of a GenBank genome assembly. Lineage: Eukaryota; Metazoa; Cnidaria; Anthozoa; Malacalcyonacea; Plexauridae.